CCUCUAGCAGCCAUGCCCUUAGUUGCUACUCUUUUAAUCUCAUUCCUCUGCCCUAUUUCUUUGAUUUUUCAGAUGUACCCUGCUCUUGUCCUGGAUGAGAGGAAAGUUCUGUGUUGCUGGGAGAUAUUUAAACAUUUGGCUAAUUUUGUGCCUGUUUCCAAGAACCUGUGUAUCAAAUCCUUCCAAACCUAACUUUUUACUGAUACUGGCUGAUGACCUUGGUAUUGGAGAUGUGGGCUGCUAUGGCAAUGAUACAAUAAGGACCCCUAACAUUGAUGGCCUGGCAAAGGAUGGAGUGAGACUUACUCAGCACAUUGCUGCAGCAGCUGUCUGUACUCCAAGCAGAGCUGCUUUCCUGACUGGCAGAUACCCCAUCAGAUCAGGCAUGGCAUCCAGCACUCAGCGGCAAGUUCUCUUCUGGAACGGUGGUUCAGGGGGGCUCCCACCAAAUGAAACUACUUUUGCCAGAAUACUCUACCAGCAAGGUUAUUCUACAGCAAUUGUAGGGAAGUGGCAUAUGGGUGUGAACUGCAAAACCCGCCAUGAUCACUGCCACCAUCCUUUAAAUCAUGGUUUUGAUUAUUUUUAUGGCAUGCCUUUUACCCUUCUCAAUGAGUGUCAAGGCUCAGAUGACCCUGAAUUGGCCAAGUCUUUGCAAGAUACAUAUUGGUUUUACACUCAAAUGAUCACCCUUGCAGUAUUUACCCUUGUGACUGGAAAACUUGCCAAUUUAUUCCCAGUAAAAUGGAAAAUAAUCAUCUGCCUGGCCAUCUGUGGUCUCCUUCAUUUCAUCUCCUGGUUCUCCAGCUAUGGUUUCACCAAGUACUGGAACUGCAUCCUGAUGAGAAACCAUGACAUCACUGAACAACCAAUGAACCUACAAAAAACUACUUCUAAUAUGCUGAAGGAAGCAAUUGCAUUCAUUGAAAGAAACAAGCAUAGACCGUUUCUUCUCUUUGUUUCCCUUUUACAUGUUCACACCCCUCUCAUUACCACAGAGAAGUUUCUGGGAAGAAGCAGGCAUGGCCUGUAUGGAGAUAAUGUAGAGGAGAUGGACUGGAUGGUGGGCAGGCUUCUGGAUGUUAUUGACAAAGAGGACUUGAAGAAUACCACCUUCAUUUAUUUUGCAUCUGAUCAUGGAGGAUUCUUAGAGGCUCACAGAGGAAAUUCUCAGUUGGGUGGAUGGAAUGGCAUAUAUAAAGGUGGAAAAGGAAUGGGAGGCUGGGAAGGAGGAAUCCGUGUUCCAGGUAUAGUUAGGUGGCCAGGAGUGUUGCCUGCGGGGACAGUUAUCGAUGAACCCACGAGCCUUAUGGACAUUUAUCCUACAGUAGUUCAACUGGCUGGAGGGACAGUGCCUCAGGACAGGGUCAUGGACGGGCACACCUUGCUGCCCCUGCUGCGAGGGACAGAGCAGCACUCCAGGCACGAGUUCCUGUUCCACUACUGCGGGGUGUUCCUGCAUGCAGUGCGCUGGCACCAGAAGGACAGUGGCACCAUAUGGAAAGCUCAUUAUGCUACUCCAGUAUUUCAGCCAGAAGCCUCCGGGGCCUGUUUCAGAAGAGGAAUUUGUCCGUGUUUCGGGGAUAGUGUAACCCAUCAUGACCCUCCACUGCUGUUCAAUCUCUCACAAGAUCCGUCUGAGGCAAAUCCUCUUUCAGCUGACACUGAGCCCUUGUUUGACACUGUGGUGAGGAGAAUGAGAAGAGCUGUGGAAGAGCAUCGCAAGACUCUGACUCCAGUCCCACAACAGCUCUCUCCUUACAACAAUAUAUGGAAGCUAUGGCUGCAGCCAUGCUGUGGCACGUUUCCAUUCUGUUGGUGUAAUGAAGAAAACAACAAAGCAUAG
This is a messenger RNA of Camarhynchus parvulus, 1846 nucleotides long. Its product is annotated as arylsulfatase D-like. The coding region runs from base 95 to 1846 and encodes 583 amino acids. The record is from RefSeq and is a predicted model, not a curated record. The transcript has 10 exons. NCBI's taxonomy places the organism in Eukaryota, Metazoa, Chordata, Aves, Passeriformes, Thraupidae. Gene Ontology annotation, molecular function: arylsulfatase activity.